AUGUCAGUCCUUGGUGGUCCAUGGAACCCCGACAGUGAGAGACUGUCACAUUUGGCGCCCAAUGCGCGCUCGCAGCAAGCAGCCAACAGCAGUGCCGGCUCCUGCAGGUGUUGGCGGACCAGGUGGGAAGUUGUUGAAGAUGAUGAUGAUGAAGAUAGUAAAAAGGAAGAUAAUUAUGAUGAUGGUAAAGAUGAUGAUGAUGAUGAAGAAGUUGAUGUUGAUGAAGAAGAACAAGAAGAAGGAGACCUAGAAAAAGAAGAAGUAAAAGAAGAAGAAGGACAAGAUGAAGACAGACAAGAAAAAGAAGACGAAGAAGGACAAGAAGACAAAGAAGAAGGACAAGAAGACAAAGAAGAAGGAAAAGAGAAAGAAGAAGACAAAGAAGAUGAAGAGGAAGAAAAAGAACAGGUGAAAAAAGAGGAGAAGACCGGGGGCACAGGUGGUCGUGGCCGUCUUCACUUCCCGCUCCCUCAAAAAGGGCGUAGGGGAGUAGACUCAGCCGGUCGGAGUCCCGGCUUGCGUCUGGCGGUGGAGGACUGUGGGGAGGCGUGGCCGGCAGACCGACAGCGAGGCGGGGCACGCCGGGGCCGACCCCGAGAUGGCUGCGAGGAGGCGUGGCCGGCGGGCAAGUGGCGAGGUGGGGCGCGCCGGGAUCGACGCCGAGAUAGAUGUCAGGUGCGUGGAUCGACUGAGUAUUAUUGAAAAAAAAAAAAACAAAGUCGAAUCUGCUCGAAGUCAUGUCAGUACUUGGUGGUCCAUGGAACCCCGACAGUGAGAGACUGUCACAGGUGCCUUCACAGAUGUGUAAGUUACACAUGCCUUGGGCACUAAUACACCCCCAUACCAUCACACAUGCUGGCUUUUCAACUUUGCGCCUAUAACAAUCCAGAUGUUUAUUUUCCUCUUUGGUCCGGAGGACACGACGUCCACAGUUUCCAAAAACAAU
Entelurus aequoreus (snake pipefish) is the source of this 946-nucleotide messenger RNA. Its product is annotated as cilia- and flagella-associated protein 251-like. Lineage: Eukaryota; Metazoa; Chordata; Actinopteri; Syngnathiformes; Syngnathidae. The transcript is spliced from 3 exons. The record is from RefSeq and is a predicted model, not a curated record. Bases 1 to 702 code for a protein of 233 amino acids.